CGGCGCUGAGGUUGUCCAGGUCGAAAAUGGCGGCGGCGGCGGUAUCUGUGUCCCGGCUGUCUGGGCUGCUAGGUCGUUCCGGGGCACAGCUGGGGCGUUCCAUGUCGAGUGGCGCCCACGGCGAGGAGGGCUCAGCUCGCAUGUGGAAGGCUCUCACCUACUUCGUAGCGCUCCCUGGCGUGGGUGUGAGCAUGCUGAAUGUCUUCCUGAAGUCGCGUCAUGGAGAGCACGAGAGACCCGAGUUCGUCGCCUACCCCCAUCUCCGCAUCAGGUCCAAGCCCUUUCCCUGGGGAGAUGGUAAUCAUACUCUAUUCCAUAACUCUCACAUGAAUCCACUUCCAACCGGCUAUGAAGAUGAAUAGAGAGAACCUGGACCACCACCCAGUGGGGACCACAGCACUGGUUUGGACCAUGACUCUGCACACGGACCAGAAAAAUCUAUGGGACCUUAAGCUCACCUUCUUUACUUGUAUCAAAUGAUGACCAGUAUACUGAUCUUCCAUCCCUUUGCUUAUGGCAGGAGAUGGCUUAAAUAAAUAACUUAGAUUGGUCCAUGA
Neomonachus schauinslandi (Hawaiian monk seal) is the source of this 557-nucleotide messenger RNA. RefSeq names its product cytochrome c oxidase subunit 6A1, mitochondrial. Bases 27 to 362 code for a protein of 111 amino acids. Gene Ontology annotation, biological process: mitochondrial electron transport, cytochrome c to oxygen. The transcript has 3 exons. Gene Ontology annotation, molecular function: enzyme regulator activity. The record is from RefSeq and is a predicted model, not a curated record. NCBI's taxonomy places the organism in Eukaryota, Metazoa, Chordata, Mammalia, Carnivora, Phocidae. Gene Ontology annotation, cellular component: mitochondrial inner membrane.